AUUUCAUUGAGCAACAAACUUUGUCACCAUGGAUGUCCACAGCAACGAUAAAAGAUGGCUUGUGACUCUUGUUGCCUCAAAUAAGGUCGUGGCCCCAGUUUUACAGGACAUCGUAAAACAAGGAAUGGAAAAGCUGUAUGCUGCCCUGGAUAAUUGCCUUAAUGGCUUACCGACACCUUGCGGUUUACAAACACUGACCCAUGCGGAGGUAUGCCACCUGGCAGCCAUCCCAAGUCUCGCUUCUUCAUUUAAAGACCUAAAUUUUGGAAAUAUUAACAACAAUUCUGGUAUCCAUGGUAAGAGCAAAGGGGUCUACAACUACAAUGUAAGCAGUCCAGUUGAUCUUGCUAAGCUGUACCUCCCCUGCUACCUUACGGUAUUCUCGGCAUUUGACAAAUCUAUGGAUUUGAGUGCCGCUCUUAGACUUUUGGGAUAUAGGAAGUAUCCCAUUCAAAUAUUCGCGUCUUCUGACCCUUUGCACGAUAUUCAGUCACUGGCAGAUGAUGUCAGAGUGAAUGUCAGGAAUCGGGGAAGUCAUUUUAACGAGAGUGACUGGACCCAAAUCGUUUUUGACCAGUGCUUUGACAAGUUAAGGGCUCUGCUUCAAUGUCUGUCCCUGCUUCCCGACAAAAAAAAGGAGCUUUUGGAUGAACUUUCUGCAUGGAAAACAGAAGGUUUCAAGCGGGUUGUUGACAAUGAUGUUAAAGAUCUACUGGAAAAGUUCCAAAACGUCAAACUUGCUUCAAUUCAUGACAAAUUGGACGACAUGCCAACUAAGGAUGAGAACGAAAGAGUGAUAACAAAGCUGUUUUCCUUUCACACCAGUAUGAUGGACAGAUUAGAUAGAAUGGAAUCCAGAAUGGAAUCCUUUUUUCGAAACUUUGGGCACAGGUUAGACGGCAGCAGGGUCAGUGCUCUAAAUCAAGAAAGUAGCAGGAGAGUUCACAAUACAGAAUCCAGUGUUCUAUCCACAGACGCAACUUCCACAGAAACAUGUAACAUGAACGAAAAGUACAAGAACCCAGAAUCGACCUGCAAGCUAAGAGCUAAAGUUGCCAAAUUAUCAAGACGAACACUACACAAAGCUGCAAUCGGCGGUCGAUGUGAUGUUGUUCAGUUACUUCUUGAAAUUGGUGAAGAUGUGGACACAAUGGAUGAGUUUAAGCUGACGCCCCUUCACCUUGCCGCAUGGUACGGGCAAAGAGCUGUUGUAGACCUCUUGUUAAAGCACGGUGCAAAUGUCAAUGCCGUAGAUAGGUUUCAAAAAACAGCGCUACAAAAAGCUGAACGGAACAAUCACCGAUCCAUUGUUCAGUUGCUUCUGAGGAAUAAUGCAAGUCCCAGUUACAACCAACCGCUUAGCCUAAAGUCCCUUUCACAAAAAGCUUUUCUGCACGUAGAUGCACGAUCCGGUUUCAAUCGACUUCAGGCGGCUGUAUUUCAUGGCGACUAUGACACGGUUUUGAAAGCUCUUUCCUAUCUCAGCGGUAAUGCUCAAGAAAUGUUCUUAAAAAAAACAGGAAGCCAAGCAAAGGCUUUUCCAGGAAAAAACGUACCAGAAAUUAUUUCAGCUCUGCAAGAAAAAGGAGAACGAAAUGUUCACAUAGAAAACAGAUACAAAGACUACGUUGAGAUAAUUGAUACAAUAAGUGAGCUGCACUUUUGCGAAUCCAGCGAUGAUGCGGAGAGGGCUGUGGAGAUUGUUCUAAACGAGGGUGUAGAUAUCAAUGUACCGGGAAAAAACAACCGCACACCUUUGUUGUGGGCAAGUCUAUCAUCCUCUGGUGAGUUUAUCCAGACCCUCAUUGAUCUUGGAGCUGACGUAAAUGCUCAGAGGAUAAACGACAAGAUUACACCUUUAAUGUUAGCAGCUCGUUGGAACAACUACACCGCCACUGACAUCCUGCUGAGGCAUGGGGCUAAAAUUAACUCCCAAGAUGUCUAUGGGUGGACCCCGCUUUAUUCGGCAGUUAGGAAAAAAAAUGAACACAUAGUUAAAUGUCUCAUUGAAAGCAAUCCUGAUGUGAAUGUGAAAUACAAAGAGAAUGCAAGUGAUAGAAUUCAACUUGUUCGAGGGACGGACAGAGGAAUUCAAGCCUGGCAUUAUGUCUUAGUAGAGAAAGCCUUAUUGCCCCUGUUCUUGAGGCGGACUCAAGGUGGCCCUAUCGACGUUGCCGACUUUGGACUCAUCCUCAUGAGUGGAUGGGGAAAGGAUCCACCAGAGAACGUAAGGCAAAGUAUCCGUGAAAUGGGUCAUACAUUUCCUGACACACAAAGUCACACCGUUCUUCAUGUUGCUAGCAAAAGUGCUGGUCCCAAGAUUAUAGAGCUAAUGGUAAAUUGCAAAGCAGAUAUGAACGCCUGCGACAUGGACGGAUUCACACCGCUGCAUUUGGCAGCGAUACAUGGUAACAUUCAAGUUGUUAAAAAGCUGGUUGAACUCGACGCCGAUAUUGAGUUGAAAGUGGAUGGAAAGGAUGCAGCUGACUUGGCUCAAAUGAACGAGGAAACAGACAUUGAGGAGUAUCUUAAGCAUAAAAGAAGCCUUCCCCUAAGAGACUCGCAAGGUCAAUCGGUGGAAAGUCGAUUGCCAGAAAGUCAAUCGGUGGAAAGUCAGACAGCGGAAAGUCAAUCGGCGGAAGAUCAACCGGCAGGAAAUCAAUCGGUUUUAAAAGGCGCCAUAAAAGGAGUUCUCGAACAAGGCUUGAAGUUCAUCGAUGAAAAUUUUAGUUAACUUAAUUUCCCGUUCACAACUAUGUGAGACUUCCAAUUAUACGGUUUUUGCUUUGGAAAUUGUAAGCGCAAAUCAGAAUUGCUUGCGAAGCACAAUCUUCGACUAAGAAUCCGGUAAUAUGAUCAUUCAUGGCUGCAUGGCACUAUCACUACCUCUAGUUUUCCCAAAAAGUCAUCUAAUUUUUUUUUUUCAAGUUUGGUCGAUGAAUGAUAAAUUGCGUUUUGAAAACGUUUAAGCCAUUUUUUAAAAACGUGGAUUGGGUCAAUGGAAAAUGACUGGACGUGUGAAAAUCGUGUGGACAGGUAUAUAUAGGCUAGGCAUAUGCCUCUCUAAGAAUUCUCUAAGUAUACAUAAGCAAAAAAUUAAAGCCAAAAACAUAAAUAUUAAAAUAUAGAUAUUCGUGCACAGUUCUAGUGAAACGAAAGAGACAAAGAAUAAUUUGAGCAUUAUUUCUUUUUAAAGUUUAAAUUAGCACUCUCAUUAAAGUUCUUACUCAGUGCAUGUAUAUCUUUUUGCGGUGUCUGUGAUUGAGAAAAUUUUUUGCAAUUGCUCUUCCCACUAUAAAAGAGUUCAUCAGAACCCAUAGAAACCAGAACAAACGUAAUUACAGUGCUCCAUCGGAACAAGGAAAACAUCCAAGCGAACCAAUCACAUCCCAAAGUAAAUACAUGUAAGACCAAAAGGACUGGAAACGUGGCUAACCAAUUCGUGAUUGGUUUCUGCUUUGCAUCUGAUUGACUGAGACGAAAGAGACAUGUGGGAAGAUAAAAUUGAAAUAGCUGAACUUAAGCUCGGGUCUUGCAGAGUGAGCACUUGGAAUGUGACUCAGGUAAGUUAGUGUCCAUAAACUACUUUAUGUUGUAAUGAUUCUCCUAAAUCCAUAAUUUUAUUACUCUGUUUUUUUACAAAGCCUCUUUUACAUCUCUUACAUCUGUGUGUGCGUUACACAAGAAAACUUAACGGGAUUAUUAUACAGCAAUAUUUUGUUUGCUGUCUUUAUCGUACAUUUCUGGUUAUGUCUCAAUUGAUAUGGUUUAAAAUAUAUUUAUGCUUUCAAAUAUUAAAAUAAAAUAAUGUGAUGAAAAUCUGUUCUUCUGAAACACAUACAAUAUUGCUGGUAACCAAUGUCUUUAAUUUUGUAAAUUAUCGCGGGAAACAUUUUUCUUUGAAAGUGGAGAUACAUAAGUUUUCAAAGCUGCAUGAGAUAAAAAUGAGAUUUUUUUAAAACCUCUCAUAAUUCAUGCUGAAUACAAUACUUGUAAAUUUUACAACAAUUUCAAACUGCUAAUUCGAAAACUUUGAGCAGGUUGCUUAUUUCAGCCUCGUAAAGAACACUUAAAAUAGUGGUAAUCUGUUUGCAAUUAAUUAAAUGCAAAUUUUCAACAAUCAUGCUCUAAUGCUUGACAUGCUUUACUCUUACAUUUCAGUUUUGUAUACUUACAGCACCAUAAUAGAGGUGUCUUCAAAGGGUAUAUAUUUUUUUAAGCCGUUGUACUCUGUAAAUCUUUGUCGCCCAAAACUUACUGAAAGCAGUGAACUAAAAAUUUUGCACACACAAGGCUUUCUCUGAGGUGGAAAAAGAUAAUGUUGUUUACCAGGCACUUGUACUUACCGCAAUGAUUUAAUCAUGCAAUACUCUACAUGUAAACUAUAUUAAAACUGAUUAUAUGAGGUCUUUUGUCACCAUGUACGUUUUAUUUACCCCUCAUAUUUCUUAGCAAAAAUAAUUAAGACUGUUAGAAAAGCAAACAAACAAUUGAACACAAAACAGAAAUUCGGGAAAUUACAAACUUUACCAGCUGAUAGAGAAAGAGAGCACAGUGUCCCAACUACAUGUUAUUUCAUCCAGUGCACUGUGCCUUUCACGUUUUUGAUCAAAUAAGAUUUAAUCAGAAGUAGAAUUUGUCAAUAAUGUGUCAAAUUACUAGACUAAGCGUGGACUUGAUUCUUCUCAGAUUUCAGUUAAUAAAAGAUUGCCUCUGA
Molecule: messenger RNA, 4717 nt
Organism: Stylophora pistillata
Lineage: Eukaryota; Metazoa; Cnidaria; Anthozoa; Scleractinia; Pocilloporidae
Molecular function (GO): protein binding
Source: RefSeq, a predicted model, not a curated record